GUCCCGCCCGUGGCGCCGCUGGAGGUGCCGCUCGCUCUGCUGCUGGCGGAGCAGCACGGUCUUUCGGCUCCGCCCGGCGCGGGCUCUGGCCCGGCCCCGGCCGAGGCCCCGGCCCCGAAGGAAGCCCCUGCCGCGGUUCCGCCCGCAGCCGCCCCGCUGCCGCCCGGCUCCCGGCCCGCCGCCGACAGCGCUGCCGGCAGCUUCCCCGCUCCGAGCUCCGCCGCUCGCCAGCUCGGCCGCCGGCCCCGAGCCGCCGCAGCCCGGGGCGGCUCGGCAAGCAGCAGCGCGCCGGGCGCUCGGCUGCCCCGGGCACAAGAGCGAGAGCGCGGUGCCGCCCGCACGGGCGGAGAAGCCUCGCCCAGAGCAGCUCUGCCGGGAGGGCCGCUGCUGGGCAGCGGCGGCUGCGGCAGCGUUUACUCCGGGACCCGGUAAGAGACGGGGCCGGGUCGGAGCGGGGCGGCGGGCGGCGAGCUGAGCCCGCCGCUGGCCUUGGCUCGCAGGCGGCCAUCAAGCGAGCGUGCCGGGAGCGCGUCUGGGAGUGGGCGCGGCCGGUGAGGGAGCGGGGCCCGCGGAGGAGCCGGCGGGGCGAGCCGGGCGGGGCUGAGGCGAGGCCCGGCAGGGCGGCAGGCGGAGGGGAGCGAGCGUGGAGAGAGCGGGGCCCGCGCAGCGUGCCGGGCCGGGCAGUGGCGAGCCGCGGCGGGGCCGGGCAGGGGGCCCAAGGCGCGGCGCAGCAUCGGCCCCGCUGUCGGCAUCGCGGUCCCCCCGCAGCACAAGGGCGCCCUUGUGGCCCUGGAGCUGGCGCUGCUGUGGAAGGUGUGGCGGCCCGGCUUCCGCGGCGUGGUGCGGCUCCUGGGCUGGUUCGAGGUGCCCGACGGCUUGGCGCUGGUCAUGGAGCGUGCGGAGCGCAGUCAGGAGCUUUGGCACUUGCUGGAGGAGCGGGGCUUCCUGACGGAGCCCGUGGCGCGGGGGCUGCUCCGCCCGGUGCUGGAGGCCGUGCGGCACCGCAGCAGCCGCGGCGUCUGCACCGCGACAUCAAGGCCGAGAACGUCCUCGUGGACCUGGGCACGGGCCAGGUGAAGCUCAUCGACUUCGGGUGCGGCACGAUCCUCCAGGACACGUUCUACACCCGGAUGUCAGUUUUGCUGAGGCCUUGUUGCUCCUCUGUGACACCCUCCCUUCAGAAUGGCUUCUGGAUUCCCAAAAAGACACCGACACCUCGUCUUUUGCUGAGGGAAAGACUGCAGCCUAACACUGUGAGUAGCCACUGGGGCUGUGCUCAGGCUGGCAAGUGCCCUGGUGUCCCUGCCCCUGUUGUCCAGCAGUACUGGGAAGCUGCAGAGCCCCUGCCCAGCUCUUUGUGCCGUGCUGCUGUUGGUGGGGGCUGUCCUGGUGCAGUAGGGAACACUGUGUGAUGUUUCAGGGACAGCCCAGCGCCUUGCCUGGCUAUGCCACGGGAGCCAAGUGAAACCAAUGUGCAGCUGAAGCCCUCAGCAUGUGCUUCUGUGCCUGCCCUUUGUCACUGGAAUUCCUUCUGUCAGGCUGGGCACUGCCCUGUGCUGCUGUGACCAAGCUGCCCUUGGGCACCUGGGCAUGUGGGGGGGAGAGCUCAAACUCUGCCCAAAGCCUUGAGAGCCACGGCUGGUCCCAGCCAGAAGAGCUCCCAAAGCAGCAGUUCUCUCUCAGCUCCUGGGUGGGCACAGCUCCAGCCCUGCAGGCAGCACUGCAGUCAGGGCCACAAAGGUCCCUUGCUGUCUGGAGCUCACUGGGCUGAAGAUGCCCCAGUGCUGAGGCUCUGGCAAGGAGAUCCCUGUGUUUUCUUCUCUGGAGGGCUCUGUCAGCCCAGACAAAGAAAACAAAUGCUCAUUAACAGAGAGAGGAAAAACUUGGACACAUUCCUGUGCACCUCCCUCUUGGUACAGCUUUUCUUUCUUGCUUCUCUUGGACUCAGCCAGCAGUGCUGUCUCCUGGCUGUGAGUUGUGAGUGUUGUGCAGGGAUGGAGUUGGGGCAGUUCUGAGAGCUCCUUCCCACUCUCUGAAAAGGGCAUUGCCUCAAUGCAGUGAAACGUAAGAGGAAACAAAUGGCCAAAGAGCAGAAAUCCCCAAACAUGUCACAUCAGAUCACAGAGAGUCUAAUGGGACACAGCCAUGUGGUUGGAGUCUGUGUAUUGCACUCUGUAUUAUUAAUUGAUUGGUACUAAGUAUUUCAGCAAGUAACUUCCAGGGCUUCCAGAACUGCCCAAGUGGCUGUGAUUGCAAAUUAUUCACCAGAGCCACUUGCUCAAGAUAAACCUCUCUGAACAAGCACAUUUCUGAGCUUCUUUCUUGCUUAAACUGCAACCCCUUGGACGAGGACACGAGGCUUGACUCCAUUUUCAUCAGAAGGCUGAUUUAUUAUGUUAUAUAUUAUACUAAAAUACUACAUUACAACUAUACUAAAAGAACAGAGAGAAGAAGAUCAGAAGGCUACAAAGACAAGAAUAGAAUAGGAAUGAAUAACAAAAAUCCUGUGACUCUCACAGCCCCGGCACAGGUGGCUGUGAUUGGUCACUGAUUGAAAACAAUCUACAUGAACCAAUGGAAGAUGCACCUGCGGCAUUCCACAGCAGCAGAUAGCCAUUGUUUACAUUUCUUUCCUGAGGCCCUCAGCUCCUCAGGACAGGAAAAAUCCUAGCAGAGGCUUUUUCACUAAAAAUCCUGGCAACAUCUCACCCUUUUAAAUUAUUAAAUUAAAUAGAAAAAGAAAUGUUUGCAAUCUCUUCUACUGGGCCCUUGCAGAAGAGAGAACAAGCACCUCUUGAGGUUCAUCUGUUGCCAAUCAAAAUCUCAAUCAUCUGCUGAUGUGGAAUGGUCAGGGAAAUUCUUCACCUGUAGAACAUUCAGGGAAAUUCUUCACUUAUCAAACAUCAAAUUCUAUCAUAUGACUAAAACAAUCCUAAAAUAUAAGAAAAUGCAAAGACUCAUGCACAGAAAGUUCAUUGUUUCAAGUCCAAGCAGCUGAGUUUCAGGACAGAGUCCAUGGACUGAAGAUGUUCCUUCUUUGACAUCUCUGGAAGUCCCCUUUGGUCCUGAAACAGGCUUGCAGAAUUCUGAAACAAAGAACUGCUAAAGAAAACAAGAAUCAUGAAAAAUCCAUCGACAGUCAUCAAACAAUUCAGAGAAAAUUUCUGGAAUGCCCUGGCCACAGCCCUUCAUUGAACCACUUGGGCUGAGGCUAAUUUUUGGCUUUUCAAUGCUUUUGAGCUGCUAGCUCUUUCCACUUUUCUUUAUUAAUUUUUUUUUUUUUUCAUCAGAAGAAGAGUAGCAGCAGCAGAGGGUCUCUAGGACCCUUCGGUGGCCCUGGUCCUGGUGGGCGGACCAGAGAACCCAGACCUGGCUCACAGAAUGGUGGCCCAGGUCCCUGUGGGGAAAGCAAAGUCCCCAAACCCAGCACUGGACAAGGCAGUGGCCCCGGCCCAGGGAAAUGAGCCACACGGCCCAGAACCAGCCUGUGAGGUGGGCUCUGCAUGCUCAGAACCUGGCAGGACCAUGCUGCCAGUGUCUUCAGAGCAGAAAUGACCCACUGCUUCCUCCCCCCAGCAGCACCAGUGCACACCGGCAGCUCGGGAAGAGAAGCUUUCUCAGGAAUUGUCAUCCCAGAUCUGAGGGUUUCUUGUCCCCAGAGCAAGCGAGCAAUGCUUGCUUUGCUCUGUCUUUCUUGCUCCUGCAAUGAAAAUGCCACUGCUCCUGCUUUCUGCCCCUCGCCACCACCCCCAUCCCCACUGGGCUGGGAACCAGAGGCAGAUGCCACAGGAGCCAACUCCCCCAGGCCGCUGGGGCGCUCGGGGGGAGGCAGGCACCCCAACCCCCAGGGAGAAGCCCCCGACCACACACGAAAUGACCCAGAAACCAUACUGAUUUUGAACACAGCCAGCCGAACUGCUCCUGCAGUCAGCUGGAGGGCCAUGCCCCCUCCACGGAAGGACAGGCUCUUCGCAGGGUCUGAUGCGAAUGACGGGGCUUCAAAAACCUGCGGGACAACUGGGGUGGGUGGUGCGGGCAGCACGGGCGCUGGUGUCGGCUCUUGAGGCGAUCCCGUGGGCUCAACACCAUUCUCGGCAAGCUCUUGCACUGCAAUUGGAUCGGCAGGGAGCGGCGGGACAGGCGGGGGCGGCGGGCUCGGAGCGGGGUCAGCUCGCGCAGGCGCCGCCUGCACCGUUGCGAAUUCCGUUGCCGGCUGGGAUGCAGAGAAAGAAGGCACGGAGGCAGCUCCUGCAGCUCCCGGGGACAGCAGCACAGCCGGGGAAUCACUGUUGUUGAUCGCGUUGCCUGGCAACACGGGCGGAUCGGCGGGAGGCGGUUCCGGGUGCCGCGGCGCAGGCGCAGUCAUCAGGGCCGGCGGAGCGGGCCCGGGCGGCUGCGGGGCCGCGGGCGGAGCCGGCUGAGGCGGAGCCGCGGGGUCCGGCACCUCCCGCGGGGCUGGCUGAGGCGGAGUCGGAUCCGCCCCCUCCCGGGGUGGGGGAAGCGGAGAGUUCCGCGGCGAAGCGGAACUUUUGCUCAGCUGUGGGCAGUGCGGGGGGGCUGCGAACCCGCGGUUCGUCUUCUUUGAGAGGCUCCUCUCGUGCCGAACCUGGUGGGGACAGAACGCGACUGCGCUCCCGAGCCAUGAUGUCCCCCGCAGCCCGUCCCCAUUUCAAGAUAACGCUAUAAAUCAGUACGUGCACUGCAUGCAUCAUUGGGGAUGAAACACGCUGGACUAUUGUCCACCUAAAAAGAGCAUCCAUGAACUCCCAAAAACCUAAAUCAAGGGAGUCUACGACAUUUGUAAUAAAUCUAUGAAAUUUUGCCCAUCUGAAGAACUCAUAACACCGUCUCUCCAACAUACAUUGAGGAAUUCUGUCCCUGCGUCCCCAUCUGCACCAGAGUUUAAUAACUUUCUCCUCUGACGCAGUAAACGGAACCUGAGCUUCCGAAGGUACAUUUUUCCAACUUUCCUCCCACCUUUUGCGAAUGGCAGGAUCUUCAGGAAGGGAAAAAAUAACAGUACCUGUAGACAGUGUCCUUGUGGAUCCAGCUGUGCAGCUCUGCUGCUCUGCGGUCUCUGGACACAAUGUCCAGGAAAGUCCAACAGGUUCUCCUGUUUGCCUUGGCUGUGAACUCUGCCCAUCUCCAGGGUCUCGUUUCUUCAGCUCCAGGCUGGACUCCGUGGUCACUCUUGGGGUGACCAUCAGUUUCACACGUCCAGGGGUCACCAAUUCUUGCUUAAACUGCAACCCCUUGGACGGACACGAGGCUUGACUCCAUUUUCAUCAGAAGGCUGAUUUAUUAUGUUAUAUAUUAUACUAAAAUACUACAUUACGACUAUACUAAAAAGAACAGAGAGAAGAAGAUCAGAAGGCUACAAAGACAAGAAUAGAAUAGGAAUGAAUAACAAAAAUCCUGUGACUCUCACAGCCCCGGCACAGGUGGCUGUGAUCGGUCACUGAUUGAAAACAAUCUACAUGAACCAAUGGAAGAUGCACCUGCGGCAUUCCACAGCAGCAGAUAGCCAUUGUUUACAUUUCUUUCCUGAGGCCCUCAGCUCCUCAGGACAGGAAAAAUCCUAGCAGAGGCUUUUUCACUAAAAAUCCUGGCAACACUUCUUGCUGUUUUUUGUUUUUGUUAUUGUUUUUGGUUUGGUUUUUUGUUUGUUUUUUUUUGUUUCCUUUCAGCUGCUUCCCUCUAAGUUCCAGCAGGAGAAGUUUCUCAGCACAAAGAAGGAGGCCAGCACUGGGGGGAGUAUUCUGCCCAGAACAGGCCCAUGGAUAGACCUGAGCAAGACUGGUCCAAAGCUGCCGUCAGCUGCCCCGAAACAGAGCUUGUUUCAGGUUUCCCCACCAGAGAUGGUGUUUAAGAAUUCGUGGCUCAGGAGGUCUCUGAAAUGGUGCUGUCUGUGACGAAUAAGGACAAGAUUCCUCGGCUGGUGAAGGUGUGCAUGGAGAGCUGCCCUUAUUUCCAGCUGGCGUGCCCCAGGGGUGUGUACCACAAGGUGCCAGCAGGCACCUCUGCCCCUGUGUGCAUCCACUUCAGCCCCGAGGAGAACAAGGAUUAUUCCCACGAGCUCACCUGCAUCACUACAAGGGGAAGGAUAGUGGUGCCAAUUUGGGCCAUUGCUGCCCGAGCUGUCCUGGACUUCCCUGAGCAGCUGGACUUCUCCAGGUGUCCAGUCAAGAGCAGCAGCCAGAAGACUCUGCUGCUCCGCAACUCUGGUAACCUGGAAGCUCAUUUCCAGCUGAGCACCCAGAGUCCUUUCUCCGUGACUCUGGCCACGGGAGCUCUGGGCGCUGGUGGCACCGUGCAGGUGACAGUGGGAUUCCACGCGCUGACGGCCGGUGACCAUUGCGGGUGCCUGGCAGUGUGCUGCAGCACAGGUAAAGAAAGAAUCCACACACACCUCCAUGGAGAAGCUGUGGAUGUCAACGUUGGGUUGAGCACAAAUUCUGUGGAGCUUGACAAGACUUUGAUCACCAUGUCAAGCCACAGAACCGUGUGUGCUCCCCCCAGAGCAGGCCGUGAGAGCAGGCUGCCCCUGCAGCUCAGAGGGGAAGGCCAAGGACCCGUGGUUGAACUCAGCUGUGAUACUCUGGACCUUGGGGACAUUUUUGUCAACACCCCCCAUGUCUGUGAGAUGAGCAGCAGGGCUGGGGAUGGAUGCUGAUGGCUCCUGAGGCAGCAGCAAGCCUGGUGGAGCUGUGGAAUUCCUGCCAAGCUGGGCAGUUGUGAGCAGGGAAUAUUUGAUGUGCUGGUCAAAUCUGGGGGGUCAGAAAGAUGUGUCUGUUGUUCAUGAAGCCUGUCUUGUUUGAAAAGACAGGAGUCUGUGAAGGAAGGCAAAAGCCUCCUGUGAAAUGGAAAAGGUAAACCCCCUCCUUCCGAAUUAUCACAAUUUCAGAAUUAAAAGGGCUCUCAGGCAAAGAUAUGGGAAUGGGAAUAACAGUUUUUUACUAGGAAGAAAAAAAAACUAAAUAACAAUGUAAUUUAGCACAAGCAAAAAACCACUGGCAGAGUGAGAAAAACCUGACACCCUGAGAAGUCAGGGUGUUGAUAGUAGUCCAGCCAGAUGGUGGCUGCUCCUCCUGGAGCGGCGAUCUGCAGAAGGGUGUAGAUCCUUUCUGAAAACGCGGCGAAGGAGCAGCUGGGCCUUGGUUCCUGAUUCCUCUGGGAAAUCCAGCGAAGAAGGCUGUCUGUGGUCUCAGAAAUGCUUGUUUUAUGGUGGCAGGGAUGCUUGGCUCCUCCCUCUGGGUGGAGCAUCUCCCAAUGGGAUGAUGUAACUAAUCUUACCAGCCACAGUGAGUAAUUCAAUAGCCCAUUAGCAGGAGAUUAUCUUCCUGGCAGUGUCAUUGUUCUUGAAAGAGAUAAGAAAAACUGCCUAACCCCCAACAGAUGGCAAAAAUAGAAUACAUGCUUAUUUUACAAGCCAGGACAUUAUCCACCCCUUAUUCUAUUUCCAUCUGUGUCACAAUGAAAUCUUAUACUCAGUUCUCACUUAAGACCAGGUUUCCCUGUGGUACCCAACAGGUUUCCCCAUCUUUCUGCAUUACCCACCAAGUGUAACCAGGUCCUUGAGCAAAAACAAUCCCACGGAUGGGUUUGUCUCUGCCUGAGGUGGGAUUAAUCCAGACAGUUUUCCCUAAAAUACCCUUCAUAUGUACCACAGGGACUUUAUCUCCAUCUACUGUGUGCAAGGGUUCAGACUGGGCAGGGCCAGCUCGAUUAAUGGACCCUCGGCUGUUGACCAUCCAGGUUGCUUUUGACAGGUUAUUUUCCCAGUUUCUAAAUGUUCCCCCACCAAGUGCCUUCAGGGUAGUCUUAAGGAGUCCGUUGCACCGUUCAACUUUGCCAGCAGCUGGAGCAUGAUAGGGGAUAUGAUAUAUCCAUUCGAUACCGUGUUCUCUGGCCCAGGUGUUGAUAAGGCCGUUCUUGAAAUGGGUGCCGUUGUCAGAUUCAAUCCUUUCAGGUGUGCCAUGUCUCCAUAGGACUUGCUUUUCCAGGCCUAAGAUGGUGUUCCAGGCAGUGGCAUGAGGUACAGGGUAGGUCUCUAGCCAUCCAGUGGUGGCUUCCACCAUGGUCAGCACGUAGCGCUUGCCUUGGCAUGUCUGGGGCAGUGUGAUGUAGUCAAUCUGCCAGGCCUCCCCAUACUUGUACUUGGACCAUCGCCCCCCAUACCACAGGGGCUUUACCCGCUUGGCCUGUUUGAUGGCAGCACAUGUCUCACAGUCGUGGAUAACCUGAGAAAUACUGUCCAUGGUUAGAUCCACCCCUCGGUCUCAUGCCCACUUGUAGGUGGCAUCUCUGCCCUGAUGACCCGAGGCAUCGUGAGCCCAUCGAGCCAGGAACAACUCCCCCUUAUGGUGCCAAUCUAAGUCUAUCUUUGACACUUCUAUUCUCGCUGCCUGAUCUACCUGCUCGUUGUUUCGGUGUUCCUCAUUAGCCCGACUUUUGGGGACAUGGGCAUCUACAUGACGGACUUUCACCGUUAGUUUCUCCACCCGAGAGGCAAUGUCUUUCCAUAUAUCAGCAGCCCAGAUUAGUUUUCCUUUACGUUGCCAGUUGGCUUUUCUCCACCUUCCCAGCCAGCCCCAUAGAGCAUUGGCUACCAUCCAUGAAUCAGUAUAAAGGUAGAGCUUUGGCCACCUCUCCCUUUCAGCAAUGUCCAGGGCCAGCUGAACGGCCUUGAGUUCAGCAAGUUGGCUCGAUCCACCUUCUCCUUCGGUAGCUUGUGCAACCUGUUGUGUGGGGCUCCAUACGGCUGCUUUCCACUUCCGGUUCAUCCCUACGAUGCGACAAGAACCGUCAGUGAAAAGAGCGUAACGUGUUUCCUCUGCUGGUAGUUGGUUAUAGGAUGGAGCUUCUUCAGCUCUUGUCGCUUGUACCUGCUCCUCAUCGUCAGUGAGACUAAAGUUUUCACCUUCUGGCCAGUUCGUAAUUAUCUCUAAAAUCCCAGGGCGAUUCAGGUUUCCAAUACGGGCGCGCUGGGUGAUGAGGGCAAUCCAUUUGCUCCAUGUGGCGUCGGUGGCGUGGUGGGUAGUAGGAACCUUUCCUUUGAACAUCCACCCCAGCACUGGUAGUCGGGGUGCCAGGAGGAGUUGUGCUUCCGUGCCAGUCACCUCCGAGGUGGCUUGAACUCCUUCAUAGGCAGCCAAGAUUUCCUUCUCUGUUGGGGUGUAGUUGGCUUCGGACCCUUUGAAACUUCGGCUCCAGAAUCCCAAUGGUCGACCUCGAGUCUCACCAGGCACCUUCUGCCAAAGGCUCCAGGACAAACCAUUGUUCCCGGCUGCAGAGUAGAGCACAUUUUUGACUUCCGGUCCCGUUCUGACUGGGCCAAGGGCUACAGCAUGAGCGAUCUCCUGCUUGAUCUGGGUGAAGGCUUGUUGCUGCUCAGGGCCCCAGUGGAAAUCGUUCUUUUUGCAGGUAACCAGGUAAAGAGGGCUCACAAUCUGGCUAUACUCGGGAAUGUGCAUCCUCCAAAAACCUAUGGCACCUAGGAAAGCUUGUGUUUCCUUCUUGCUGGUUGGUGGGGACAUAGCGGUGAUCUUGUUGAUGACCUCAGUGGGAAUCUGGCGCCGUCCGUCUUGCCAUUUCACUCCCAGGAACUGGAUUUCUCGGGCAGGUCCCUUGACUUUGCUCUUCUUGAUGGCGAAGCCAGAUUCUAGCAGUAUGUGGAUGAUCCUCUUACCUUUCUCAAACACUUCUGCCGCUGUGUUCCCCCCACAAUGAUGUCAUCGAUGUACUGCAGGUGUUCUGGAGCCUCACCCUUUUCUAGUGCAGUCUGGAUCAGUCCAUGGCAGAUAGUGGGACUGUGUUUCUACCCCUGGGGCAGUCGGUUCCAGGUGUACUGCACGCCCCUCCAGGUGAAAGCAAACUGAGGCCUGCAUUCUGCUGCCAGAGGAAUGGAGAAAAACGCAUUAGCAAUAUCAAUAGUGGCAAACCACUUCGCUGCCUUGGACUCCAGCUUGUACUGGAGUUCCAGCAUAUCCGGUACAGUGGCGCUCAGCGGUGGAGUCACUUCAUUCAAGGCACGAUAGUCCACAGUCAAUCUCCAUUCUCUGUCAGAUUUGCGCACAGGCCAGAUGGGGCUGUUGAAGGGUGAGUGGGUUUUGCUGACCACCCCUUGGCUCUCCAGCUCACGAAUCAUUCUGUGGAUGGGGAUCACGGCAUCUCGAUCCGUCUGAUACUGCCGGCGGUGCACUGUCGAGGUCGCAAUUGGCACGAGUUGCUCUUCCACCCUCAGGAGUCCUACUGCAGACGGGUUUUCUGACAGUCCAGGCAAGGUGUUCAAUUGCUUAAUGUCCCCUGCCUCUACAGCAGCUAUGCCAAAAGCCCACCUGAGUCCCUUUGGGUCUUUGUAAUAGUUGUUCCGGAGGAAGUCUAUGCCCAGAAUACACGGGGCCUCUGGGCCAGUCACUAUAGGAUGUUUCUGCCACUCCUUCCCAGUCAGGCUCACCUCGGCUUCCACCAGGGUCAAUUGCUGUGAUCCCCCUGUCACACCAGCAAUAGAAACAGGCUCUGCCCCCACAUGUCCCGAUGGUAUCAGGGUACACUGCGCACCAGUAUCAACUAGGGCAUCGUAUUUUUGUGGCUCUGAUGUGCCAGGCCAUCGGAUCCACACCGUCCAGAAGAUCCGGUUUUCCCUGGCCUCUCCCUGGCUAGAGGCAGGGCCCCUCUAACACUGGUUAUUAUUCCUCUCCUGGGUAUACAUACUAGAGGUCCCUUCAAGGGGAUCUGACAGAUCGUACCCAAAAGCUUGGUCAUGGGAGGUUGAGGCUACCUUCACCUUGGUGGAACUCCCCCGGUUAGAGUUUCCCUCCUUGAGUUGACGGACCCGUGCUGCCAGGACAGAAGUGGGUUUCCCAUCCUACCUCCCCAUGUCUUCCCCGUGGUCACGCAGGAAGAACCACAGAUUAGCCCUUGAGGUGUACCCUCUCUCUCUAGCUGGGGAAUGUUGGGCUCUGACUUUGGGGCCUGUGACUCGUACGGGUGCUGCAUUAACCUUCCUCAUUUCCUCCCUCAUCUCUUCUUUGAACUCCUUAAUCACAGCUGAGAUAUGAGCCUGCAUUGGGCCAUUAAUCAUACUCUCGUAAUUCCUAAGUUUGUUGGCAACAGAGCCCACUGUCUCUCGGUUAGUGUCAGCAUCAAUUGUUGCAAUGAAAGUGGUGUACUGAGAUGGCCCCAGAUUUGCCAGACUCCACAGCAUUUGCCCUGUGCACCUGACCUUGUCGGGGUCAUUAUUAUGUUGUCCAUCCCUCCCAAAGAGUACCUCUAAUACUGCCACUUCCCUUAACUGUUGGAUCCCUUCCUCCAGGGUCUUCCAACGCAUUCUAUGGUGGUGCUCCUGCAUUCUCUCCCUGUGGACAAACCUCUCUCUGACACUCAUUAAAAGCCGCUCCCAGAGAGAAAGGGAUCCUGGCUCCCUUACAAAAAUCUGAUUCAUACCUGAGUCCUGGGUUAAGGGUCCCAAGUUCCUUGCCUCACCACCGUCCAGCUGCACGCCUGUACCCAUAAGGUCCCAGACCCGGAGUAGCCAGGUAGUAUAAGCCUCACGCCCUCGUCGCACAAUGUCUUUGUGCAGAUUACGGAGACUUUUGUACGUCAGGGACUCAGUGAUGAUCGCAACUUCUGGCUCCCCUGUGGGUUGUGAGGUUCCUCCAUUCCUAUCUCUAUCUGGGUGCUCUGCUUUCAUCUUAGACCUCCUUGUUUCUACCGGGGCAACUGCUGCUGGCUGUGACUGCCUUUGUGGUUCAGCUGGAACCUGGACAGUUGUAACAUUUGUGGGUUCCACAGCUGUACUAUUAGACUGUCCCUCUUCAAGGCAAAGGGCGGGUUUCUCACCAGCUGGUGAAAUGCACUCCUUCAGCAUCUCUUGCAUCUCCUGCAUCUCCUUAACCAGCACCCUCACCCAAUCUGGGUGGUUUGUUUCUGAGGCAGGCUGUGGGGCAGGGUCAGGCUCUGGAGCAGCAGCAUCUCCAGUCUCUGGGGUAGUGUCAGGCUCUGGAGCAGCAUCCCUAGUCUCUGGUGUAGAUGUCAGGGUAGUUAUCCAGGUUAAUCUUCUCUUAUCUCUGAGUGCUAAACAUAACAGGCAUAUCAGCAACACCACCCAUUGUAUGAUAUCAUUAGCACUUAGAGUGGAUCUUAACCCUUCGAAAACUGAUGGAGCAGACCCAAAAAGAUGGUUAAAAGGUUGGGAGAAAGUUUCCCCCCGUGUCAUUUCCUCACAGUAGGUACCAUUAUUAAAGUAACUCCAAAAACAUGCAGUUAGUGUGUGAUAGCUCUGAAUCCAUGUACCUGCCAUCCAGAGGAAAUUAAAGAUCCAUGAAUCCUUCACCCAGAGGACAAACUUGAUAACAGACACAGUGGCCUUAGUUAUAGGACACAUAUUUAGAUAAGGGCCUGUAAAUGGGAAGUAUACACUUGCGACCACAUGCCACCCAAACCAGGGAAAACUAGACCACAUGGUGGUACUUAAAAAUUAAACUACCUAAGAACUGUUAAUCCCUUUUUUUCUCAAUGCCCUCGAGACCCACGUUGGGCGCCAAAAUCUGUCUUGGUUUGAAAAGACAGGAGUCUGUGAAGGAAGGCAAAAGCCUCCUGUGAAAUGGAAAAGGUAAACCCCCUCCUUCCGAAUUAUCACAAUUUCAGAAUUAAAAGGGCUCUCAGGCAAAGAUAUGGGAAUGGGAAUAACAGUUUUUUACUAGGAAGAAAGAAAAACUAAAUAACAAUGUAAUUUAGCACAAGCAAAAAACCACUGGCAGAGUGAGAAAAACCUGACACCCUGAGAAGUCAGGGUGUUGAUAGUAGUCCAGCCAGAUGGUGGCUGCUCCUCCUGGAGCGGCGAUCUGCAGAAGGGUGUAGAUCCUUUCUGAAAACGCGGCGAAGGAGCAGCUGGGCCUUGGUUCCUGAUUCCUCUGGGAAAUCCAGCGAAGAAGGCUGUCUGUGGUCUCAGAAAUGCUUGUUUUAUGGUGGCAGGGAUGCUUGGCUCCUCCCUCUGGGUGGAGCAUCUCCCAAUGGGAUGAUGUAACUAAUCUUACCAGCCACAGUGAGUAAUUCAAUAGCCCAUUAGCAGGAGAUUAUCUUCCUGGCAGUGUCAUUAUUCUUGAAAGAGAUAAGAAAAAAACUGCCUAACCCCCAACAGAUGGCAAAAAUAGAAUACAUGCUUAUUUUACAAGCCAGGACAACAUGACAGCCCCAAAGUCUCUGUGGCGUGUCAGAAAGCUCAGGAAUGAACCUGCAGGGCUUGGAUAAACAUCAUUGGUGUGCGUCCCCCAGAGCACAAGCAGCCCCCCAACAAGACUUCAAAGCUGAGGGACAAAGCUUCCCCCUUCAGCUCUCCACAGCAGCUCCAGGGAGUCUCUCUCCAUUGCAAGGUCUCCUUUGUCAGUCUACAGUGACAAAAGGUGCCUGCAAGAGGCAUUUGCAUUGGAACUCUCCCCAGAUGGGUGGAGGAAGAGGUGAUUCCUGAGGAAAGCAAAGUGCAUCACCAUCUGGGAAGACACCAGCAUGAGUUCCCCACAACUCUAGGCCAUUAAUUGGUGCCCAAAAAGUAGGUAAUAAAACAGUGCUCCAUAGUGUGGGGCCCAUAGGGCAGGUAUUUGUUUGUUCAUCACCAGCAGUGAGGGGGAAGCUCCACCACAAAAUCAUUCGCCCGUUCUUCACACAGUACUAGUUUUAUACUUUUUUUUACUUCAUGGGCACAUUAUACUUUCCUAACCUUCAUCUCAUAGCAUAUUUUCUAAUUACAUGAUUAAAAAGCCCUCAUGGCACACUUGCAGUUUCUGCACAAGGUGGUCAUCACUCUUCUGCUGGUCAUUUUGGAUGAAGGCUCAGAAGGCUUCCUCAGGCAUGAACUUCUCACCUAUCAUUUCUGCACAGUCUACAAGACUGUCUGCUCAAAUAGCCAGUGGUUACCAUUUGCGGUUAGCUUGUUCUGCUAAAUUUGCUGAUUUCUAGAGAGUGCCUCAUUCGCAUCCCCUGCUACAAAAUAAAUGCUUCUUUCAGCACAGCUACAGCUUUUAGCAUAACUCAAGAAUUUCCUCAUUGCCUCGGCACCAAAAAAAAAGUGAAGUAGGAGGGGGCAAACCAGGGAGGGUGAUGGGGCAACAUUAUCUUAUUGCCCAGGCAUUCCUUGGGUAAAGCAACAUCCAUCCAUGGGCCAGCACUUUAGCUUGGAUGACAAUGCGGACAAAAUUGCUGCCCCUUCCUGCUGCUGUAGCUGACUCCAAAUCACGAGAAAUGUGCCAACUCUGCCAAAGACUGGCAGACAUGGUGAGAUAAAAAGAGCUAGUCUGCUGAAAAGGAGACCAAAUGAAUGUUUUCUAAUGCCCCCUUUUCAUCCUUUCCCCAGCCAAGCCAGAGCAAUGUCCUUCCUCCCUGUCACCAAUGGUGACCCAGGCACGGGAUGCAGCGUGGGGACAGAGCCCGCCGCUGCUCUCAGUGCCCUGCCUUGCCCUUCCCUGCCUGCCUUGCCUGCUGAGUCCUGCCCUGCCCUUCCCUGCCUGCCUUGCCUGCUGAGUCCUGCCCUGCCCUUCCCUGCCAUGCCGUGCGGUGCCCGGCCAGCCCCAGGAGCCACCCUGCCAAGCUGUGGCGCCUGGUGAACAGCCCCCGGGUCCGCUCCGUGCGCUGGGACAGCCGGGCCCAGGGGCUGCUCGUCGACCGCUCCCUCUUCGAGCGGGAGCUGCUCGGCCCGGGCCCCGCCUGCAGGGGCGGUGGCGCUGGGGCGGGGCCGGUGCCGCGCCCCUUCAGGGCCGCGCAGUUCCGCAGCUUCGUCCACCAGCUCUACCGCUACGGCUUCCGCAAGGUGCCGGGCUGGCUCGGCGCGGCUGCACCGGACGAUGCCGGGGGCUGGCUGCACUACAGCAGCCCCUGCUUCCGCCGCGACCGCCCCGACCUCCUGCUCCGCGUCAAGAGAGCAGGGAAUAAACCUGACCUGGUAGGAGUUGCGUCACCAAGCUGGGUGUCCCAAUUUUGUGCUGAUGUCCAUGGAUAAAUUUGCUGCAGGAUGACAGGGGAGGCCAGGCUGAGCGACUCUUGAAGGAACAGGGGAAAAAAAGAGAAGUAAGGACUCAGGGUAGAAGUCCAAAUCACUGCCUAAAAGUAGUACCAGUCUGCUGGUAUCAGUCCUGACCCACAAGCCAAACAAGGAGCAGAGCAUCAGAGGCCAACCGAUUGAAAAAUCACAGUAAAUCCAGUAAAAAAAGGAGAAGCUUGAAUGAGCCCUGAUUAGCGAGACCUAAGAGGACAGAGGGAGCACUUUGGAUCCGUUCCUUAGCCAAGCUGGUGCAGCCUGCAGGCCUCGUGGGGAGCUCUGUCCCUCCCAGCUCUUCCUGCCAGAGCUGAUGCUAGAGUUGGAGCAGCUGCUGCUCGCUGCAGACGGCACUUUGUAGAUGCCAGGUAAUGGAGCUGGUUCAUGACUCAGCUGCCAGCAGCCCUGAGCUUCAGCUAUUUCAGUGGGGACUGAGGUCUCUCUGUCAGCACAGAGAAAGAACAAGGCUGGGCUUCUUUGUGGCAGCUGGGGCUGUCUGUGUUUCAAGCUCUCGUGGGUGCCCUUUGCACUACGAGGGCUGAGAUUUUAUUGAGAUACUUCAGUGUUUGGAAACACGCUUCUGAAUACUUGGAAUGAUCCCUGUUCUUUGAAGAGCAGGCUUCAACUUGCCAAGUUAGAGUCUGCCUUUCAGGCCAUCUCUGACAGUCCCUGGUAGAAGGACAAUUGCUGCCCAAGGGAAAGGUGCACAGAGGCCAAUACUGACUCAGUGUUCCCUUAGCUUCCCAGAUGCCAUCUGACCAACAUCUCCAGGAGGGCUGCCCUGCAUGGCAGGAAGAGACAGAGGAGAGCCUGUGACCAUUGGACAGGUAGACUUCCUCUGUUUGUAGAUAUAUUUAGAGAUUUCUUUGGUUCCAUUUAUCAAUGCUUAUAGUUCCAUUUAUGUAUUAUAGUGUUCUGUUUAUAUGUCCAUAUAUUUAUAAAUCUGUAUAGUUAAAUGUGGAUAUGUAUAGAGUUUCAGAAGUGAUAUAAUUAUAUUUCUAUAUAUGUAAUUAUAUUUAUAGAUUUUCAAAGUUAAAUUUACAUAUAAGUAGAGUAAAAAAUAUAUAUAUGUAUGAAGUUAUAUUUAUAAAUGCGCACAGUUAUCUAGUAAGAGGAAUAUGAGUGUUUUACUGAAUAGAUUGAUGUUUGUGUAGGUCUAGGAUGCAUUUUUUACUUCUUUCCCCCAUGGCUGCCUUUUUCACCUCUUGCUUUUCCCCCUGUGCCCGCUCUGUCCCCUCUCCCUGGGCUGGGUCCAAGCUGGCGGCCGGGCCGGGCGCAGCAGCAGCUCCAGCCCCGGGUGUCCCUGGAGCGCUGGGAGCUGCCAGUGGCCCCAGGCACUGUCCCCUGAGGAGCUGCUGAAGGACGAGCCUCCACUUUUGCCACAGCUGUAAGGAAGACUACGAGGACAGCCGGAGACUGCCAGGAGCCAGCAGGGAGAAGCUGAGUGCCAGCAGCAGGAGCAGUGAGCAGGACCCUGCUGCUGCCAGCCUGGAGAGAGCCCGGAUGUCCCAUCUGCUCUCCGUGUCCAGGAGAUCUGCCAAACUUCGUCUGCAGGAUCAGAAGAACUGGUGUCCUUUGGCCACCUCCAGUUCCCACUGAAGAUGGGAGCACCUGCAGAGCAGAGGGGACCAGCUGCAGCUCCAGGCCCAGCUCUUGCUGGUCACGGCUGAGUCUGUGACAAGCUCCAGGAGCUGCUGCCAUCUCCCUCCCUGUUGGCAGCUCCCUCCCUCCAGCCCACAGGCCCUGCCCAUCCCCUUUAUUCCCUCCCAGCUCACCCCUUCGCUUUGCCUUCCCUUAUUAAACAGUUUGUCUUUUUCA
Molecule: messenger RNA, 16846 nt
Organism: Passer domesticus (house sparrow)
Lineage: Eukaryota; Metazoa; Chordata; Aves; Passeriformes; Passeridae
Product: hydrocephalus-inducing protein-like
Exons: 10
Coding region: 5897-6673 (258 amino acids)
Biological process (GO): cilium movement; axonemal central apparatus assembly
Cellular component (GO): axoneme
Source: RefSeq, a predicted model, not a curated record